This is a messenger RNA of Prunus armeniaca (apricot), 2157 nucleotides long. The record is from the annotation of a GenBank genome assembly. Lineage: Eukaryota; Viridiplantae; Streptophyta; Magnoliopsida; Rosales; Rosaceae.
AUGGCAGAGGAUAUGGAUUCUGAUACAUGCGUCGGCUUCAAACGAACAAUCAAAGAGAUCCAAGAAACCCAAACUCUUACACAACGCUCUAACUCUCCAUCUGCUGCAAUUCCAGAACAAGAUAGCCACUCGUCUGAGAUCGUUUCUCCGCUGAAACAAGACUCAGAUUUCACCGACAAGAGUCCUCCUUGUUCGGUCUCCGAUUCCUCUAAGAAGGUCAAGCUUUCACCUCACGGCCAAGUCUCUGAAACCCAUCUUGAAGAAAUUCAAGAAAUGCCCAAUUAUGUGAGUGGAAAGGCCGAAGCUUGCGGUUUAAUUUCUGGCUUAACUGUAUCUGAUGGAGUUGCUCAAGAUUUUAUGGAAAUUUGUGAAAUGGGUCUUGUUUCUGAUAGCGAAUUUGUGAAAACUGAGACUGAACAGACCCCGGAUGAUGAGAAAGAAAGGGUUGUUUCGGAUUUGGUCGACAAGAAAGGUGAAGGUUCUGUGAUAAGUGAAGUGGGUUUUGCUGAUAUCGAAAAGUUAAUGCAAGAGACGAAGUCUGUUACUGAAUUGGACUGCAAGGAAGGUGUGGAUGCUUCUCUGUCGACUUCUGUUGAAAACAAAGUGGUUUUUGUUGGAAAAGAAGCGGAAUCUCAGAGUUCCUUGGAACUGAAAAAGAAGCAAUUACUGGAGGAAGUUGAAGCCAUUCUUGUGCCUGCAGAAAAGACCCUUGUGCAAAGUGGUACUGAUGGGUCUCUCAGUUCUUUCAAGAUUGAAGUAAUUGAUGAUACUGCAAUGAUAUCAUUGCUUGGCAAUGGCUGUGGAAAGGAGUUGGGUUUUCUGGGUCCUGCUAAAUGUGUUGCACAGGGGAAUGGAAACAAGAAUGCAAAAAAAGAAAUGAAUGGGAAAAAAAAGGCAAGAACCUCGGGAAGGAAGGAAAAAGUGGCUAAUCAUCUGGUUGAAGCUCAUAGCGUGAGUUUAAAGAAAGGGAAAGGAGCAAAGAUCUUUUACUCGAGGAUGGAGUUGGAGGCCAUGAGGUAUGUAAACGUGGUUGAACAAAAGAAACUGUGGAAAGAUAUAUACCGUGGACUUGGGCCAGUCGUGGCCAAGGAGUAUGAAAAUCUGGCAAGUGUUAAGCAUCAGAAGAACAUCCACAAUAACUUUGAACCUCACAAACGCUUUGAGAAGAUGGAAGUGCCACCUGGUAUUCUUGGGGAAGCAUUUUCAGAAAAUGUGGAUAUUGAAUUAGAAAACUUGGUGAAUAAUCAAACCCAAGAUGCAAGUCCCCUGGACCCUUUUUGCAGUUACAGUGCCACUGAUGAACAUGGCUACCCAUUUCCAGAAAAAGAGUGUAGUGAAGAUGAUGACAGUGAUGAAGAUUAUGCUAGCAUUCAGAGACCUGCCUUUGUGGUUGAAGGAGAACCCAACUUUGAUUCUGGUUCACCAGAAGAUGGACUUGAAUAUCUAAGGCGUGUCAGGUGGGAAGCUGCUCGAAUUCCAAAAGUGAGAGUAGCCAAGCUUGAUAGAAGUAAAUUUAACAUAGAGCAGAGUGAUUAUAUGCCCAAGAUUCCUGAGAUUGCCAAGUGUCCAGAACAAUUGCUGCCACUGAAACAGUGGGAGGAUGCUUUUCUUGCUGAAUUUUCAGAGCUAAGGCUGGCUCUGUCUCAUUUUGAGGGUUAUAAUGCAAGCACGUCUCAAGAUCCCCAAUCAAAAAAUCUUCUUCAUGACUCCCAUCAGCUACCUGGGAGUAUUGUUUUUGAAAAAUUUGUUAAUGUUAAAUCCAAGGAAAUUGACCUCCACUGGCCUCAUGACUGUUGCAUCCUCGGGAGCUCCAUUGAUCAGCUUUCCUUGUCGACUACUGAAGGCAGUAAUGCCUCUCUGCCUGCUGAGAACUUCAGUCCUAAGUCUCAUGUGAGCCAAAGUUCCAGCGACUCCCCUUUGUUGUCGGUGAUCUUACGAAUGGACUCUGUAGCUCGAGUGUCGAUGUUGAGAAAACGCAUAAACGCAAUAGAGGCCAUGAGCACUCUGUCAAGGAAUGACUGUCUCUGGCUAUUUUCUCUGUGUGCGGUAGUUGAUACUCCACUAGAUGCCGAUACUAGUGCUUCCCUUAGGAGUCUGCUAAGAAGGUGCGCUGCUUUGCGAGCUGCGAAGUAUGUACUCGACGACGAGUUGUCCUGA